AAAAACAAUAAAAGGUGUUGUGGUUGUGUUUCGAGGUUUCCUGCACACGAGGGCUGCAACGUUUGGAGUGGUGGCGGUGGGCGGCAGAAUCGGAGCAGCUUUGGCCGAUGAAACCGCGCGCCUCCCGCGGGGGUUGAGUUCAAAACAAGUGGCGCGCACGCUGACCAGUGUCACCAUGUGGCUCUCCACAACCGCGUUCAUCCUCUCCGCAGUCUCUCUGGCUGCCUCGGAGGUCAAGCUGGCCACAGUCUACUGGAAUGCCCAGGAGGGUGACGUGACGCUGAGGGCGGGGGUGCUGGACCGGUCCCAGGGGGAUGCGUACGCGCUCUACAACGACACGCUGCCCCAAACAGGCUGGGACGUGCUCGAGGUGCGCGCCGGAUACGGACCCCAAAAGAGAGGCGACAGGGAGACCCUCUACAUGGCCGGCUUCCUCGAGGGCUACCUCACUGCUAAUCGCAUAUAUCCUCAUUACCGGAACCUCGCCCCGUUCUUCAUCACCGACAACCGUAUCGGUCAAGAGCUGAAUACAUUCUUCAACGAGCAGGACGAUUGGGUUGUCGGGCAGAUAAAAGCGAACCGCGGGGACCCGGUGUGGAGGCACGUGGAUGCCCUGCACGGGCAGAUGCAGGGACUGCAGAGAGGGGUGCAUAAGUGGGCUCUCGAGAACAACGUCAAGCCUCUGCCCAAAUUCGCUUUCCACUACCUGAACGGCAUUGGUGACAUCAUCGAUCUCGUCAACAAGCUGUCACCUCAGCAGGCGCGAGGGUUUGGCGCCAUGACGUCCGGCGACAUCCGGAGGUACACGCUCAGGAACGGCCACUGCUCCGCUAUCAUCAAGGUGACGCCGGGUUUUGAGAACGUCCUCUUCGGGCACUCGAGCUGGUUCACGUACUCAGCCACGUCGCGGAUAUUCAAGCACUGGGACUUCAACCUGCGAGAAGUCGCUGCGGCCGCGCCCAAAUCAUCGUUCAGCAGCUACCCCGGCUUCCUGUCAUCGCUCGACGACUAUUACCUGCUGAGCAGCGGCUUGGUGAUGCUCCAGACAACGAUCGUCAACUACAACCAAAACCUCUUCAAUGACAUCACGCCCCAGGCCCUGCUGUCGUGGCAGAGAGUGCGCACGGCCAACGUGCUUGCUCGCGACGGCAAACAGUGGGGCGAAAUCUUAGCCAAGCACAACUCGGGAACCUACAACAACCAGUACAUGAUAUUGAAUCUGAACAAAAUUGAGCUGGGCGUAGGCAUUCAUGAUGGUGCCCUGUACGUGGUGGAGCAGAUGCCGACGCUGGUUCACUCCGCUGACCAAACCGACAUCCUGCGGAACGGGUACUGGGCUUCCUACAACAUCCCGUUCUACAGGUCCAUAUACGAGCUGGGCGGAUACCAGAGGCUGAAUGACUAUAUGGGGAACGAAUACUCCCAUCAGCUGUCAUCGCGCGCCAAGAUUUUCCGUCGGGAUCAGAGCAAGAUCAGGAACGUGGAGUCUCUAAAGGCAGUGCUGCGGUACAACGGGUACAAGACAGAUCGCUACACGUCCGGGAACCCCUGCAACACCAUCUGCUGCCGCGAUGACCUGCAGCCAAACACAGGGAGCCCCGUGGGCUGCUAUGACACCAAGGUGGCGGACAUGAGGAUGGCAAAGAAGUUCAUGACGUCUGCGGUCAAUGGGCCAACGGUGGAAGGAAAACUGCCCGCGUUUUCGUGGUCGCCUUUCGACAACAUCAAACACGAGGGCCUUCCGAACACGUACAAGUUCCCGUUCGUGACGAUGCAGCCUACCCUGUUCACCAUUCCGUAAUCGCGGUGUCCAUCGGGGCUGUGUUUUUUAUUCCUUUGGCGCUCACAGGCAUGAACACAGUGGUGGAUUUGGCAUGACAUUUGCAGGGCGGGAACGUGCUCCAGUAUCAGAUGUCUCGUGCUUCAUGGCUUUCCAAGCUUAGAUGACUCACGCUUCACUGCUUUUUAGGUAUCCAAUGACUCAUGCUUUACGGUUUUUACAGCUCCAGAUGUGACACAUGCCUAAUGGAGCUUGCUGCUGUUGUUGUUGCACCACUUGCGUACGUGCGUCAGUGACGGUUGGGAAAAAGAAACCCGAGAUGGAAUGUUACCAGAGAUGGAUCCUUCACCCCCCCCGCCCCAGAACAACAAAUCAGAGCCAUUGCGCUGUCACUGUCCGAUUUUAUUCGAAAAGGUGAGCCCAUUGCAGUGACAGUGGAGACCAAAACUUUUGGCAGCACUUGCGUUUAAAGCAUUUGUAUUUCUUUACUAAUGGCUGUGCUGGAAUUCGCUUCAUGUAGGUAAUUAUUAUUUGUGCUCCACGUGUUUGCGGAGCACAAAUAAGAUGAGCACGUUUGGCUACGUACGUUUUUUUGGGUUAGAUUGCAUAAAUAUAAAUGUGUAGUUUAACCCGCCCACCACCUGACACAGCCAAAUAGU
This is a messenger RNA of Petromyzon marinus (sea lamprey), 2439 nucleotides long. Its product is annotated as phospholipase B-like 1. The record is from RefSeq and is a predicted model, not a curated record. Gene Ontology annotation, molecular function: glycerophospholipase activity. Gene Ontology annotation, biological process: phospholipid catabolic process. NCBI's taxonomy places the organism in Eukaryota, Metazoa, Chordata, Hyperoartia, Petromyzontiformes, Petromyzontidae. Gene Ontology annotation, cellular component: extracellular region.